AUGGAACCAGAUGCUGGUCGGAUCAACGUAACUUUCCACGGUCUCGACCCCCACGACACCACCGCACUUGCCCAUCGGCUAAGGAACCUAUCCGUCGAUAGUGCCAUGCCCCUUCAAUACUGGCUUUGUGGGUUGCACCUGAACAAUCAGGAAAUAGGGAUGGGCCCGCACAUGGGGUGUAUGAAAUGCCACGACCAGAAGGAGUGCUGGCCGUCGAUCAGCACUUCAAGACGACUGACCAUGGGCUUCGGGUAUGGAUCAUCGCAGUCAAUUCGACUUCCGCAAGUCCUCCUCGCGAUUCUUCGCGCCAGCCAAUCCGACGACUCUCUCACUUCGACGAUUCCCUCACUCCGGGGCACCAUGUUCUUUCUAGAUGCCUUCGACACAGUCUUGACGGAGUUGUUCGGAUUUCAUCACGACGACAUCAGGUUGUCUUCCAGUGCUGAGCAUCAAGUUUCCAUCGCCAUCCACAGUCUACCAAUACGCUCACCAGCUGUCCCCAAACUCUCCCACAGCGCCGACUCUCCUUCCUCGCCGUCUUAUGAUGAGAAAUACGCGAUUGGCGUCACCAAGGGAUUUGACAAAGCCUUAGACGAGGAGCAUCUCCAAGAGACUCCUUCGUCUGAUAUUGGGCCCCUCACCAUCGUUGUCCGCGAUUUGACACGCUCACAAGAUUGUCAAACCCGCCCUCUGCUAUCACCUCGCAGAUCCCUGGCUGCUCUCUCUGGGUCCAGCCAUUCCUCGGCCACCAAAAGUAUUCAGGCAAGCGAGAAGACCUUGGACGGCCGCGAAUCCGACAAGGAGUCUCAGGGCAACGUGCGAACAACCUCUCAGCCUCCCGUACAAAGGCACAACGAACCCCCCGUGGGCGACUGUAAGACCAAAGGCCCCCCCAAAAGCGAUGUUACCUCGAAUCGUCGCCAGAAUUCUAUAAGCCAGUCGGAAGCCUUUCUCCACCAAAACUCAAACACCGACUGCGUUGACGAAAGCGCAAUUGAUGAUGAUUCCGAGUGGGAAGACUCGAUCAAGAAUGACAACAUCGACAACACGUCUAGCGUUGACGAGACUGGCAAAAGGUCUAGCAUUGACGAGGAGACCUUCUUUCAGCGUACCGACAACAACAGCAAGCUGACCUCGCGUCGCUCUCUUAUUACCAUGAUGGUGGUUGAGAUGGACAACCGCGGAGGGGUAGGGAAUGUAGCCUCUCGGUCUAUCUCAACACUUCCGUUUCGUACCAGCCACCCGGCCCCGCCUACCUUAGCCGUCUCUCCCAAUGAUUCCGACGACGCCCCAUUGAUAAUGAAGCGCGAUAACGGCUGGUCGCCUCUGAAGCCCAUCAUCGAGGUGCCACGGUCCGCUCCUUGGCCUAUCUCCAAGAAUGCCAGCCGUUGGUGCGAAGCCGUCCUCUCCCCCCGAACCACACGACGGUACAUGCUGGCGACAGAAAUGACCAACUCUGUCCGAUGGAACAUGCUUUGGGAGCGCGGGCAGAAGUCAGCUACUGCUAACGCAGUGCUCAAGCGCCGCCAUACCUCCCACGACGUCGCGAACCUGAAGCAGUAUCCCGAGAUCGCCCGGACAACCACGAGGAAGGAUGGUUUCAUCGAUGCCCUAUACCUCGCUUAUCACACAGGCGAUGAUUACAACACAAGGGGAUGGUGA
Molecule: messenger RNA, 1662 nt
Organism: Colletotrichum costaricense
Lineage: Eukaryota; Fungi; Ascomycota; Sordariomycetes; Glomerellales; Glomerellaceae
Exons: 3
Coding region: 1-1662 (553 amino acids)
Biological process (GO): mitochondria-nucleus signaling pathway; regulation of nitrogen utilization; negative regulation of transcription by RNA polymerase II
Cellular component (GO): cytoplasm
Source: RefSeq, a predicted model, not a curated record